AUGGGCAAAGAGAGUAGACAAGAGAAAAGGAACAAACAGUGGAUAAAAGAAAAAGAACAAAUGGGUAGGAGAGAAGAAACGAAUAGACAAAAACUAAUAGGCAGAAUGGACAAGAGAAAAGGAACGAAUGGGUAG
This is a messenger RNA of Acaulospora morrowiae, 135 nucleotides long. NCBI's taxonomy places the organism in Eukaryota, Fungi, Glomeromycota, Glomeromycetes, Diversisporales, Acaulosporaceae. The record is from the annotation of a GenBank genome assembly.